Messenger RNA from Guillardia theta CCMP2712, 1383 nucleotides. RefSeq lists its product as hypothetical. The record is from RefSeq and is a predicted model, not a curated record. The transcript is spliced from 12 exons. Gene Ontology annotation, molecular function: chromatin DNA binding; transcription coactivator activity. The coding region runs from base 1 to 1383 and encodes 460 amino acids. Lineage: Eukaryota; Cryptophyceae; Pyrenomonadales; Geminigeraceae.
AUGAACGAGUCGAGAGCCGCUCGAUAUCCGUCAGAGACAAGAGCAGCCAUGAGAGGAAACAACUCCCUCGACCGCUCCCGCAUGUCCUAUGACUGUGUGACGGACAAGCGAAGAGCCAAGGCAAGCUGCCUCUCCAAGGUGACGCCUGCCCGCCCUCUCGAGAUGAUGCUGACGCACGAGCAUCGCGAGCAGACGAUCUCCGCGGUCCUCACGACCGAGCAGGAGUCAUGGUGGAUGUCGAGGAUACGCGAGAUGUCGUGCAAGGAUCUCAAGAGCAUGGUCAGGAUCUCAGCGCUAGAGCAACAGCUUGUGAGCGAGCAGACCAAGAUGAAGAUGCUGGAAGAGAAGCUGAGGGCUGACAUGCUGCUGCAUGGCAAGAAGCGCUUGCCGGAGCUGACAUGGCUGUACAGGUCUGCAGGCCUCCAGGCAGAGGAGAACAAGUCGUUUGACAUGACUCAAGUGCUGAAGAUGCAGGAGGACCGUCACAAGCAAGAGAUGAAGAGGCUGCGAGAAGAGUCGCAAGGCCGCGUCGCUUGUCUCAAGGCGAGUCUGCGCUCCUUGCGUGCUCAGCAGCAGCAGCAGCAGCAGCAGCAGCAGCAGCAGCAGCAGCAGCAGCAGCAGCAGCAGCAGCAGCAGCAGCAGCAGCAGCAGCAGCAGCAGCAGCAGCAGCAGCAGCAGCAGCAGCAGCAGCAGCAGCAGCAGCAGCAGCAGCAGCAGCAGCAGCAGCAGCAGCAGCAGCAGCAGGAGCAGCAGGAGAUCGAGCGACUGAAAGGCCUCGAGCUCGAGCUCGAGCAGCAGACGUCAAGAGGCGACGGGCUGGAAGAAGACAAGACAAGGCUGAAUGGGAGGCUGGAGGAGAUGGAGGGAGAGAUGGAGAGCAGGAGGCAGAUAGAAACGCAGCAAGGAGAGCAGAUCGCAAGAGCUCUUCACGACCUCAACCUCUGCCGUCAGCAGGUCGAGGACCUGAGGAGCUCAAGCUUGUUGCAUGUGAUACCUCAUAGUGCCUGUCGUGCUGGGCGAGACGCGCGUGUGAAGUUGCGUGUCUGCAAGGAACAAAAGCUGGAGGAAGCGGAAGAAGCGAUGAAGGAGGUCGAGCACAAGCUACAAACAUCAGAGAGCAUGCGGGAGGUCAACGUAGAGGAGCUGGAGAAGGCGCGACAAGACAACCAGGUCUUACAGCAGAAGAAUGAGAUCUUGAGCAACGUCUUGGAGAGCUUGCAGGAGGAUAUGCGAGGGCUGCAGGUGGAGUAUGCGGAGAUGAGGGAAGGGAAAGCUGCUUCAGACGGCAAGAUUGUAGAGCUGAUAAGACAGUUUCAACAAGAGAAAGAUGAGUAUGCUGAGGCGAUGGAAGAGAGACUGAAGGUGACGUGCAAGGAGGCAUGA